Messenger RNA from Drosophila serrata, 484 nucleotides. RefSeq lists its product as uncharacterized. The record is from RefSeq and is a predicted model, not a curated record. NCBI's taxonomy places the organism in Eukaryota, Metazoa, Arthropoda, Insecta, Diptera, Drosophilidae.
CUCAGUGCGAUUGGAACCCUUGGCUCGAGAUGCGAUCGCUUUUGUCGCUUCUAUCGCUGCUAGUGCUGCUCCUGAUCCUUCAGGAUUCUCCCUGCAGCGGAACCGGAAAAGUGAUUUAUUUUAACCACCUGAAUGCCACACAAUCAAAAAAGACGGCCAAAAAUGAGACGGAUUUGCUGGGCAAAUCCAUGUUAUUUGACACGCGAGGCAAUCGCUGUCGACAUGGUUUCAUUCGUGAUCAUCAUGGACGUUGCCGAAGGAUUGUCUAAAAAUGGAAUAUUCCGAUUAGCUUAGUUUAUUUUUAGUUUUUUUGUUGUGUUUAUGUUAAGUCUGUGAUUAAAGAGAAAUGAAAACAAAUUUUGUAAAUCUUAUAGAUAAGAACCAAAAAGAUUGCCCCUGUAUCUACAAGAUACUUUCCUAUUUCAAACUCUAAACUCAAAUUGACAUCAUUGAGAGUUGAGGUUUGAGUAAAAUGCGCAGUAAA